Arabidopsis thaliana (thale cress) is the source of this 1056-nucleotide messenger RNA. RefSeq names its product F-box and associated interaction domains-containing protein. NCBI's taxonomy places the organism in Eukaryota, Viridiplantae, Streptophyta, Magnoliopsida, Brassicales, Brassicaceae. The record is from RefSeq and is marked reviewed. The coding region runs from base 1 to 1056 and encodes 351 amino acids. The transcript has a single exon.
AUGGCAGAUACGGAGAAGAGUUUGCAAUCUCUGGAUCCAAUUCCUGUUGACGUGUUGUUCGAGAUCUUCUUAAACUUGCCAGCGAAAUUUUUAGCCAGGUUUGUUUGUGUAUCGAAGUUAUGGGCCAAAAUCAUCCGCAAUCAAGAUUUCAUCAGAUCCUUCUCGUUUCGAUCAUUCCGAGAGAAUAAGCAACACCGUCUCCUUUUUGCUUUCAAAAACCAAAUAAAAGGUUAUCAAGAAAAUUGGUACUUUUUCUCCAAAUCAACUCAUGUUUCAACUCCACUAUAUGAGCCAAACUCACUGGUUUUACCGGACCAAAACAUUAACAAAUUUGAAGCUCUAGUUGGGGAGGAACCACCUGAUUUUGAAUCAAGUACGGUGUGUCACUUGAAGAAAAUGCGAUACCAAAAUCCUAGCUACGUCCAUGGGUUGAUUAGCUUUUUAUAUGGGGAAGAACAAAUCAUAUGUAAUCCCAGCAUAGGUAAGUCCAUAAACUUACCCACUUUGGGAUCCAGUGAAACGAUCAUUGGAAGCUUUUUAGGAUAUGAUCCUAUCCAUGCACAAUAUAAAGUAUUAUGUUUGAACAAAUCUUCACUGCAGUUUUGUGGACAUCAAGUCCUCACAUUGGGAGCUCAAAACUGCUCAUGGAGAAUGAUCCAAUGCCCCACUCCUCACUAUCCUGGAACCACCUCUGUGUGCAUAGACGGUGUUUUAUAUUACAGUGCUUCCAGAGGUUUUACCAUGCAUGAACCAUUAAACUUGGUGAGAUUUGAUUUGAGGACUGAAAGUUUGGAAAUUGCUUCUGUAUUUCCCGAGGACUUUAAAUCGUCGGUUAAACCUAGUUUGAUAAACUACCGUGGAAAAGUAGCUGUGUUCUCUAAAUACUUUUGUGGCGAUUUCGGUUUGUGGGUUUUAGAGGACGCCAAGAAACAACAAUGGUCGAAAGAACAACGAAUAUCUAUUCGUAGAGGUGUUAUUGGUAGAUUGCCUCAAGGUUUACAAAUCUUGGGAACUUCUGAUAUGGGAGAGGUUAUCUUUGCACCCAACUAUUUUUAA